CCAUGGCUGCCGCUGUGCGGGAGUGCCUGGAGCUCCAGCUGCUGGAGGUGGAAAUGCUCCUUUCCAUGUUCCCCAAGAAAGGGGAGAUUAGCCUGGACGAGGCUGCCGUGCCCGCCCUGCAGCGCUACCUGAGGGACGGCGGCGGAUCCCUGCCCCCGCGUCUCGAGUAUUCGGUCGCUGUCGGUGUCGGGGAGCCGGAGGUGAAAGUGGAAUUGCAGGUACAGUUGCCUCAUAUGUAUCCCCAUGUGGCUCCUCAGCUUUUUGCAAGAUCAAAUGCACUGCACAGACAGCAACAGUUGCAGCUCAACACUCUUCUCACUUCUCACAUCGGCUCUUUGGAUUCAGGUGAACUGUGCGUAUGUGAAGCUGUGCAGUGGCUGAAAGAGAACAGCCUGCCUUAUUUAGAAAAUAGUAAGGUCUCUGCUGAAAGUGUUUCAAAGGAAACAGCAGUUAAAGAAACAAUUCAACGUAUGUGGAUCUACAGCCAUCAUAUAUACAGGCAGGAAUUGAGGAAGAAGAUCUUUGAGUGUGCAAAGAAAUUAAACCUGACUGGCUUCUGCUUGACAGGAAAACCUGGGGUGAUCUGUGUGGAGGGAACCAGAGAAAACUGUGAGGAGUUCUGGCGUGUUAUCAGAUAUCCCAACUGGAAGCAUAUUUCAUGCAAACAUGUGGAGACUGUAGAAGCAGAAGGAAGCAUUGAUAAUUUGCGCCUCUUUCAAACUUUUGAGGACUUGCAGUUUCAGGCCCAUGGUGAUUAUGGCCUGAGGAAUGACUAUCACAUGGAUCUGGGCCAGUUCCUUGAAUUCCUGAAACAGCAUCAAAGUGGACAUAUUUUUCAGAUUUUAUUUGGUGUUGAAGGCAAACUUGCAGACAAAUAAGAAAAAAAAGAUGUAAAAGAGUGCUAACUUUGGACAGCAAGAGAUGAAGCUGGCAUAGCAUCCUUAAGCUAUGGCUGCUGUGAAAAGGGAAACUCAGUGUUUAACACAGAAGGACAGUUCAAGUAGAUAUUCCUGGCUCUGUUCUGAAUUGCAGUGUGUUUUUUGAAAGAGGUGCUUGUUUACUUAUUUUCAGAGACCUUAAAAGCAGCAUUUAUCACUGAGCCACAUCUCACAGAAGCGCUUGCAAGGUGAUGAAAAUCCCACAUGGUAGUAUCCCGAAUUACACUGGUCUGCAAUCAUCCAUACUGUGCUGUGUUACUAAGCUGGGGUGCAGAGCUUUAGUUAACUUUUUCAUUUAGUUGUGUGUCACCAAGGUGGCUGUAGUCAGAGAUUAAUACAAUUUCCAGUAUAAAAGUACACGCCACCAAAGGGAGUCAGAGAUUUGCUGCAUUCACUGUCUUUUACUGCUGUAUGAAGCAUCUGCUCUCACUUAAUUCAGCUGAUCCAAGAAAAGCAAAGACUCUUGUGCCCAAGCACAGCACCAGGUUUUGCAUUUAAAACAGAGAAUUGUGUGUGGGGGGAAGUAAACCUACAUCACCUGUCAUUUGGAAGCUCUGGGUAGUGUGUCUUUACAGGGAUAAUGUUAUUGCCCACAUUUCCAAUAGCAGCUUCUUCUCAUCUCAUUAGGGUCCGGUUACAUUAAUGGUAAUUUUGAAUGGUAACAGUUGCUCAACUUGUGCUUUUUUAUAUUUGUAUUGCUAGGCCUAGCAUAUUGAAAGGUGUUUAACAUAAUAAAUAAGGAAAUAUAUGUGUUGUGUGUGAGUCUGUAUAGAUAUAAAAGGAUUGUCAUAUUUGAAUGUUAUUAGUAGAUGAAGGCUGUGUCUGAGAAGUCUGAAAUAGCUGUGCCUUAAAGAACCACCAUAACACUGCCUUCUGCUUUCUCUCUAAGCACCAUAAUAGGAAAAUUGGUACACAGCAAUAAAACCACCCUUACUGUUGAGGUAUGGAUGACCAAAUCUACAAAUCGAGCUAUUUGGUUAGCAGCUACUUAAAAGCUGUGUUUCAGUACACUCCCCUGAUGACUACAAUAUUAAAAA
Lagopus muta (rock ptarmigan) is the source of this 1975-nucleotide messenger RNA. It is a transcript of the gene RWDD2A, whose product is annotated as RWD domain containing 2A. The record is from RefSeq and is a predicted model, not a curated record. The transcript is spliced from 2 exons. Bases 3 to 878 code for a protein of 291 amino acids. Lineage: Eukaryota; Metazoa; Chordata; Aves; Galliformes; Phasianidae. Gene Ontology annotation, molecular function: protein binding.